Mytilus trossulus (common blue mussel) is the source of this 3604-nucleotide messenger RNA. RefSeq lists its product as uncharacterized. The record is from RefSeq and is a predicted model, not a curated record. Gene Ontology annotation, biological process: signal transduction. The transcript has 11 exons. Gene Ontology annotation, molecular function: protein binding. Bases 18 to 2954 code for a protein of 978 amino acids. NCBI's taxonomy places the organism in Eukaryota, Metazoa, Mollusca, Bivalvia, Mytilida, Mytilidae.
GUCAGACUCCUUAUGAUAUGGUAACAAUUAGAAGCAAUGACUCUGAAGAGAUAAAAAGGAAGAAGAAAGAAGUGAUGGACUUCCUAAAGACUGCCAUGUCAAAGACAUCCCCAGAAUUGACUCCUGACAACCAAUCACAGGAAGCUGCAGCACCAGUAGUUGGAGAUCCCAUCGGAAAAGGGCAACAGUCUGCCAUGUUAAAUCGUUUAUUAGGCAAGGGCAGCUAUGAAUCAUUUGAUAUGAGAUGCAUGGUAACCGGCCAGUUUUCCGUUGGGAAGUCUACUCUUGUGAAGCUGUUAGCUGGUGAUAUUGUACUAGAUGGUCGACAGCCGACUGACGGCAUUUCUCUCGUAGAAGGUCGCUGUGGCCUGGACAUUGAGACGAAAGAGUGGAUUCUAAUUGAUCCAGACUCUUAUAACGCCCUGGAUGUUGUGUACAACAAAGUGUUAAUGAACUCUCUCAAAGAAGAGGAGAAUGAACUCACUGAAAAGUUCAAUCAGGCUUCAGAUACAAGUCCAACUGGUUAUGCCAAAGCCACACUGUCCUCUAUGCUCUCAGAAAAGUCGGCAGCAGCACAAUCUCUACCACCUGAGAAAUCCUCCAAUGUGCCUCUCACGGUAAAACAGAUGGGAAAGAAAAUGAGAACAAGAAUGACUAAAGAGGAAAUAAGAAGGAAAAUGGAAAAAGUCCUCAAAAGUGGGAAGUAUAAGAUGAAAGUUGGGCGUCUUAUCUUCUGGGAUUUCGGUGGACAAUAUGUUUAUCUAACAACACACCAGACCUUCAUGACGUUCCGGGCAUUGUUUCUUGUAGUAUUUGAUGGGAGCAAAGAUUUGCAUGAACAGGUCCCUGAUGUGAUGUGUUUUCCAGGGCAGCACAUGACGCCAACUCCAGCAGUAUUCUUGCAAUAUUGGGUCAAUUCCAUCCUGACCUAUUGUAAGGUUGUUUAUGCAGGCAUUCCAAAGAUCUUGUUUGUUGCCACUCACAAGGAUAAAGUAUCACCGGAAAAUGUUGAGACACGACGUGAAGAGCUUUACAGUGGAAUUGAGGAGUUGUUUAAAGACCACGAGGGACAAAAUCAUCUGGUCCUUAGGCCUCUAAUAUUUGUUAAUGCAAAAGAUCAAGAUGACCCAGAAAUAGGAGUUCUGAAGAAAGCAAUUACAGAACUUACAUUCAACCACCCAUGUUGGGGUGAAAGAAUGCCCAAUGCUUGUGUUCCACUAGAGCUUGAGAUCGCUGAAUUAGUGGCAGAAGGAAAACAAAUUAUGUCAUUGGUUGAAGUUAAAGAAUUAAAUGCCAUCAGCGAGGUGUCUGUCCUGUCUCCUGAGCAGCUGACUGAUUUCCUUCAUUACCAACACUCUCUUGGGAAGAUUGUUUAUUUUGAUGCCCCACAGCUAAGAGAUAACGUUAUCAUCAGUCCCCUUCUUAUGGUGGAAGUUAUGAGAUCUUUCAUUACAGAUGUUGUAUUCUGGCCAAAAACAGAUAAAACAAGGAAAACCUUCAAAAAGAUGUCUGAAAAUGGAAUGAUACAAAAAUUAGACCUCUAUCAGAUUUGGGAGCAAGAAGACUUUCGUCAGAUUUUACCAUUUAAAGAGUACAUAUUCGAUAUGCUGAUACACCUUGAUAUUAUAUCAGAGCAACGAAGAUAUGAUACUAAUACGGGAAGUCGGUUAACAGUGGAAAACUUCUUUGUUCCCUGUAUGCUAACUAAAAGAAAUGACACAAGAUUCAUGACCCAUGAAUGCACACCAGAGAAAGCCAUCAGUCUAGCUUUUGUUUUCAAAGGGACAAUUAUACCACCAGCCUUACCAAAUCGUCUCAUUAGCGCAUGUCUCAGUAUGUGGACUGUGAAGACAUAUGAAGGAAAACAACUCCUGUUUUCAGGAUUCGUUGGUUUAUCAUUCGAUAAGGCACAUACUAUUGUUGUCUGUGUUGCAGGUAACAAGAUAUUGCUCUACAUCGUCCACAAAACCUCCAAUGGACUGAUCGUACCAGAUAUUGCCACUGGUAUAAAGGAAUGCAUGUUUACAACAUUAGAGAGAAUCUCAGAAUUCUAUAAGUCCACAGUCCAAGUCUCCUCUAUCAGACAAAAACUACCCUUCCACAUUGAAUAUGCAUGUUCCAGGUUAGAAUGCUAUAUAACCGAAGAGGCAACAUUCACAACUGAUGAAUGGAUCUGUGAUAAACAUAAGAUUACACAUACUAAAGACAAGUGGAAUAUUUGGAUUCAAGAUCAGACAAAAGAACAAUGUGAAGAGAACUGUCCAGGUUUACAUGACGAUGCCUUGAAUCAGAUUCCGAGUGAUAUUGAACUUCAAAGAUUUGCAUCAGCUUGUGACGAAAACACCAUACGUGAAUUGGCCAUACAUCUUGGUAUGAAGUUCAAAGCAUGGGAAGAACUUCAACGGAAUAACCCUGAUUAUAUUCAGAUUGUCAAGUACAGAAUUCUGGUCAACUGGAGAGAAAAUUUUUCAGGAAGAUUCAUCAACAUAGCGAAGGCUUUAACAGAGAUGAAACUAACUACACAUAUGUUGUGUCAGGUGAAAAGAAUCCGAAAGGGAAAAUGCGAUAUUAGUGAUGAAUAUUUGGAUUUGAUUCCAACAGAUGAAAUAUUGGAUGAACUAGCACAAGUCAUAGGAGUAGUAUCAUUCCAACUGGGUAUAGAAUUAGGAUUAUCCAUAACAUCUUUAGAUACCAUUCAAUACAACAAUGGACGGGAUUUAGUCGCUCAAUGCAAAGAUAUAUUAUUCCAGUGGAGAGAAGAUCAACGAGUGAAGCCAACCAUUGGUGUAUUGGUCCAAGCUCUGGUUAAUAUUGAAAGAGGUGCUUCAUGUUUAGGGGAAAUAAUUAAAACAGUAGGUGUGAAGAAAUACAUUCCACACGAGAAAAAAGAGAAGGAGGGAAAGGUUAAGACACUUCUGAAAAGAUUUAAUCCUUUUCAAAAGAGGAAAAAGUAGCAGAGCUUUUGCUUAGUAUAAUUUUUUCAAACAUUUUUUCGUCCUGCUCGAAGUUAUUGACUUGAUAUUUGUUUACACAAUGACAAGUUAUAAAUCAUCUUAAUAUUUUUUUACAGCACAAUAACUUUAAAACAGACAGAGGACUAUGUAUUGUCAUGCACUACUCUCAGAAUGUUAGUUGUCAUCACUUUGAAUAUGCAAUUAAUAAGAUUUAGUUUAUCUUGUUGAUUUAGUCAUCCCAUGUGACACUAUACUGAUACUUUUUAUAGAUGAGGUAACAGCUACAUUUGGUAUUUUUGUUAUUUGUUUUUAAAACCAACCUAGCUUAUAAUUUGAUACGCCAAACGCAAGUGUACUCUACACAAGACUCAGUUGGGAAGUACGGAAAACCAAAUCAACUUCAAUUAAAGUAUUCCGCAUUUCACUUACAUAAUACAAUGCUACUGUUUAUCUCCUUCAAUCAUAGUAAUUCAGUUAAAAAAAAUCAUCUUAAUUUGAUCCUGCUGUUUUUAUUUCAUACUAACCUGUAUUCAACAUGAUGAUCUGACUUAUACAUUAACCUUAUGUAUUAAUGAGGUCUUAAUCUAGUUGGUCUUAUUUUAGCCUAAUUAUGGCAAUGGUACUUUUAAUUACUGUAAAUUAAGAUAUUA